AUUCUGAACAGAGACUUGUACAGUGUAAACAAGAUAUUCGAAUACUUGAAAUUUGGAUCGAGUAUCGUAUCAACGCCAGACCAGUACACCGAUACACGUGCCCUACCGUUGGAGUAUUCAGAAUCCCGUUUAUUUUCCUUUCCAACCACUAUUAAUAGCUCAAUUAAUCCACGACUUUCAUCCGUUCCACGAUUUCAAUUCCCUCUAACAAUCACCGCGCGUCGAAUGGUAAAAGUAACUCCUCUCCUGUCGUCGAUGUAUUUGCACGCUAAUUGCAUGUGUAACGCACCGAUCGGUAGUUAGAUAAGAGCCACCGACUCUUCUGGACUGGUCGUGUGUUACGUACCGCGAUCCGCUCUAGCCCUCGCUCAAGUCUCCCAGAAGUAGGUACGUAAAUUACGCCAGUGACAACACCAGCGUUUGUAUAAAACGUCACGCUUGUGUAUUAAACACGCACGAACUUAGGCGUUGCGCCACGUGAUACUGGCACCAGCCGCAGCUAUAAAGCCGUAGCGAGAAGUCAGUGCUAGCUCGGCGACUUUCGCGAUCAAACGCGCGCGGCUGGAACUCUCAGCUGGAUAUCGUUGCUAUAGCCAUGUAUCUGCGCUUAGACUUGUCUCGGUGAAACUUACUCGCGUGACUAAUUGUAAAUUGUAAGUCCCUAGAGAUCGUUACCCCGCGAAUUGGGUUUACGCGAGAAGAACUCGUAGGUGUCGUUCGCCUUGUUGGUUCGCAUUAUCGUUACCGAACGAGUUCCAUUGUGACGCGGCAGGACUUUUCGCGCUCCCACGAGGCCGCCUCACGUUCCCUUCGCACGGCUCUACGAACGAGACACGGAGAUAGGCUAAAAUUAUUCCUGGCUGAUAGGGAGACAGUAAAGCAGGGAGGCUUGGCGUCGCGCCUGCUACAAAUGAAGCGAGUUUCAAGGUAGUACAAGUUCCCUCUCCCACACAUGCAUGGGUUCUUGGCUUGUUCGAUUACCACAGGUUCCUCUUGUGCACUGGCGACCACCGUCUCACCCCCCACGUGUACCGGCUGCCACUUCUGAGCACGAUCGGUAUCAGACAUGACCAACGACAAACAGUCAUGGUUCAGAGGUGUUCGGAGCAGCAAGUUUCGGCACGUUUACGGCCUGCCAGCCAAGAGGGAGAAAUGCUACGACAACAUCAAGAUCACGAAGAACGCCCACGACUCGCAGUUCUGCGCCGUGAAUCCCAAAUUCCUCGCCGUGGUGACGGAGGUCGCGGGCGGUGGGGCGUUUCUGGUAUUGCCGCUCGAUCGCACUGGUCGACUGGACUUUAAUGCGAGCAGGGUGACUGGUCACACUGGCCCAGUGUUGGACAUCAAAUGGAAUCCUUUCAACGACAACGUCAUCGCCUCCUGUUCCGAUGACUGCACCAUAAAACUAUGGCAUAUACCAGACGGUGGUCUGUCCCGAAACUUGACCGACUGGUUGGUGGAUCUGCAAGAGCACAAACGCAGGGUCGCGUACAUAGAAUGGCACCCGGUAGCCGAGAACGUGCUCUUCAGCGCUGGCUUCGAUCAUUUGGUGAUCGUUUGGGAUGUAGGCAGAGGAGUCGCUGUCAGUGUGAUCGAUAGACAUCCAGACGUGAUCUACAGCAUAUCUCUGAAUCGCGACGGCAGUUUGCUCGCUACAACUUGCAAGGAUAAGAAGCUGAGAGUCUUCGAGCCUAGAUCUGGUAUCGUUGUCUCUGAAGGAGUCUGUCACGCUGGGACCAAAGCCAGCAAAGUGGUUUUCCUCGGUAACUCUGGACGUCUCCUCACGACAGGUUUCAGUCGACACUCUGACAGACAAUACGCCAUUUGGAGUCAGCACGACCUGAGUGCCCCUCUGACGUGCGAGACCAUCGAUUCCUCCAGUGGGGUCGUGUUCCCGUAUUACGACAAUGACACCAAUAUGGUGUACCUGGCGGGAAAGGGCGAUGGCAACAUUCGAUACUACGAGGUGGUUAACGAGGCCCCUUGGAUGCACUUCCUCAGCCAGUUCAUUUCUGGAAAUCCGCAGAGAGGAUUGGGCGUGAUGCCAAAGAGAGGCAUUACCACCUCCACGUGCGAGGUGUUCAGAUUUUACAAACUGCACGCCACACGUGGAAUGUGCGAGCCCAUAUCGAUGAUAGUCCCUCGAAAGAGCGACCAAUUUCAGGAAGACUUGUACCCGGAUACCAUUGGCACCUGUCCCGCUCUGUCGGCCAGGGACUGGAUCAGCGGCAUGAACAGUCCACCGAUUUUAAUUUCCCUGAAAACCGGAGGCAGCAUUACCACGCACAAGCCACGCGUUUACAAGCCACCACAGCUUCCCCCAUCGACCGACCUGAACAACAAAAAGAAAUUCGCGUUCCUGUCCGCGGAGACUGUGCCCGACUACAGGCCAAUCGAAUUGCACGAUAUGUCGGAGAAAAGCCAGAAAACCUCCAGCAAUCAGAGCACCAAGUUCCAGCAGCUGCAGCAAAAGUUUGGGAACGUUGUGCUACAGAAGAACAUCAUCACAGCCCCCCUGAACGACAACAAAAUCCUGGAGACCGUGGACAUACCCAACAACGAAGCUGAGCUGAGAUUGGCGUUCGCUCGUCAAACGGACGAGUUAAGACUGGUGCGACGACAGCUCGCCAGCAGCCAACUGCGCGUCAAAGAGUUGGAGGAACAGAUUCGCAAACUUCAACGUCAGUAAAGCUUCACCGAGAAUUUUAACACGUUCGAGCCUGAUAACUCAGCCUACGAGCCACGCAACAUCUGACUUGUUCAGUCCUACGGAUCUGAUCAGAACUGCAAAAAUGUUGACUGCUAUCCAGGAUAGUAAUACAUCGGUCUCGAACGUGUUAACGCUUGAAAAACGUUAUCUGUAGCUUCGCUGCUAGCUGUACGAGUGAUAUGGUACUUAACGAAUAAGUAACGCAUUCCGUCAUGGACGAUGCGACGCCUGAGCUUUCGAAAUGUUGCGCAGAGAAAUGGUGCAUGAUAAUUUCAUGGUCGCAUUGAAAACAACGUAAACAACGGACACUCAAACUUUGUUGACGAUACGAUUUUCUGGUGAGGCAUUCGAUAAGUGUCCAAGAUUCUAGGCAAAAAAUGUUGUAUACACUGUAGACCUAUUGCGUGUUAUUAACAAAUUGUAACGAAAACAAGACAUCGCCCAUGUUUAUAGCGGAACCACUGAAUGCUACGUAUUUACUUCAUUGAUUACUUUUGAUUUUAUAUGAGACUAUAUGACAAAAUAGACUUGGAGUGUAUAUGACAUUUUUUUGGGUGACCGGCUGAACACGAUGAGGUUGAUUGAAUUCCUCACUAUAGAUUUCUCCAGCUAAAUUUUUAAUUCUCAAUUAAAAAUUUGUAGGUCCUUUCUCCACCACUCUACUCCAUUCUCUUUGCUACCUUUAUAUGAUCUUGUACCGUCUUUAGCGUACACCAACGGAGCAACAAUAAUUUAGUCAAUUCCCGUCAGAACACCCUGUCGAAAAAUGCGUAGAGAAACUGAACAAAAAAAAUGAAGAAUAAAUAAUUGUGAUUUACACUAUUGCCUUCACUGUACAGACGAGAUUUUGUCUAUAUAGAAAGUGUUGAUACUUCUCCGCGAUCAUUGGUAGUUCUCUUCUGCGUCAUUCGUGUGAUUCUUCUCUGAAUCGUUUUCUUUCCACCGAGUCGAGUAGUUUUACUUCGCUGGCGCACCAUAGUCACUUUAGCAUUUCCUUUGCUUCGCUGAGACUUAGUAUGAUAUCAACUUUUUACGGAGUGUUUCGCGAAACGCGGACGUGUGAACUUCAAAGGUAAAUUCAACGCGUAGAUGUAAAGGAAAGUGUGUCCAAAUUUGGUAAAACAUUCCGUGUAAACGUACUCUGAGGAACACAAAGAUUGUUUAGAGUACUCCAGUGGCAGUAAUGCUAAUACCUGGUGAAGUGAACAGUCUUUGUGUUUUUUAGAGUGUGAAGAAGAAAGAUAAAGCUUUGAGGAAGUAUUAGAUGUUGAAUAAGAUAUUUGAGGCUUUCGUGGCCAUUCACAGUUAAUGUUAACUGAGACUUCUUGGUCUUGGACUUGUCCUCUGAGUAGGAUACUCUGACCUUUGACUACUAUUGCGGUUAGCUACUUCAAAAAUCAAAGAUGCACUGAUAUUAGCAUACCUCGUGUAGUAUGAU
This is a messenger RNA of Hylaeus volcanicus, 4148 nucleotides long. Its product is annotated as coronin-2B-like. Gene Ontology annotation, molecular function: actin filament binding. NCBI's taxonomy places the organism in Eukaryota, Metazoa, Arthropoda, Insecta, Hymenoptera, Colletidae. The record is from RefSeq and is a predicted model, not a curated record. The transcript has 10 exons. Gene Ontology annotation, biological process: actin filament organization. Bases 1067 to 2689 code for a protein of 540 amino acids.